This is a messenger RNA of Alexandromys fortis (reed vole), 3329 nucleotides long. It is a transcript of the gene Adarb2, whose product is annotated as adenosine deaminase RNA specific B2 (inactive). Bases 241 to 2481 code for a protein of 746 amino acids. Gene Ontology annotation, cellular component: cytoplasm; nucleolus. The record is from RefSeq and is a predicted model, not a curated record. Gene Ontology annotation, molecular function: double-stranded RNA adenosine deaminase activity; tRNA-specific adenosine deaminase activity; double-stranded RNA binding. NCBI's taxonomy places the organism in Eukaryota, Metazoa, Chordata, Mammalia, Rodentia, Cricetidae. The transcript has 10 exons. Gene Ontology annotation, biological process: RNA processing; adenosine to inosine editing.
CAGAGCUUUCUGCCUAUGGAAGGGCUCAGCUUUCCAGCCCACAACGGAGGCUUUCAGUAGCUCCAGAACCAGGGGACGCGGCAAUUAAAGAGAAGGUGCUUGCUAGCAUUCCCAGUCCAAAAAGUGAGCCUGCUACUUGAUUUGGAAAGCCAGAAAUACUCACCGCAGCAGCCACCGCAGCAAGAAUAAGAAAGGCGAAACUGAAUAAGGACCGGCUCCUCUCUAAGUCUCCCAACUGGCAUGGCAUCUGUCCUGGGGAGCAGCGGCAGAGGAUCUGGAGGGCUAAGCAGUCAACUCAAAUGCAAAUCCAAGAGGAGAAGAAGGAGGAGGUCCAAGAGGAAAGACAAAGUAAGCAUAUUGUCAACCUUCCUCGCUCCCUUCAAGUACCUAAGUCCUGGAACCACAAACACGGAGGAUGAAGACAGUCUAAGUACCAGCAGUGCCGAAGUGAAGGAAAACCGAAAUGUGAGCAACCUGGGGACUAGGGCCCCGCCCCCUGGAGACUGGGCCAGAGGCAGCGCGCCCAGCAUUAAAAGGAAAAGGCCACUGGAGGAAGGAAACGCGGGGCAUUUCUGCAAACUCCAGCUGAUCUGGAAGAAGCUCUCCUGGUCUAUGACACCCAAGAAUGCCCUGGUCCAGCUGCAUGAGCUGAAGCCGGGUCUGCAGUACAGGAUGGUGUCACAGACGGGCCCAGUGCACGCCCCAGUCUUCGCAGUGGCUGUGGAAGUGAAUGGGCUCACGUUUGAAGGCACAGGGCCCACUAAAAAGAAAGCCAAGAUGCGGGCAGCAGAGAUGGCCCUGAAGUCCUUCGUGCAGUUCCCCAAUGCGUUUCAGGCCCACCUGGCCAUGGGCAGUAGUACCAGUUCUUGCACUGACUUCACCUCUGACCAGGCUGACUUCCCAGACACAUUGUUCAAGGAGUUCGAACCAUCUUCAAGAAAUGAGGACUUCCCGGGCUGUCGUCCCGUUGACCCCGAGUUUCUGUCUUCCACCUACCGGCGAGGACGGCUGUUCUACCACACACUGGACCUCAUGGGCCAGGCUCUGCCUGACAGGUCCAGGCUGGCCCCCGGGGCUCUGGGCGAGAGGAACCCUGUAGUGGUGCUGAAUGAGUUACGCUCAGGUCUGCGGUAUGUGUGCCUCUCGGAAACAGCCGAGAAGCCCCGAGUCAAGAGUUUUGUCAUGGCUGUGUGCGUGGACGGGAGGACGUUCGAAGGCUCUGGACGCAGCAAGAAGCUGGCCAAGGGCCAGGCAGCACAAGCUGCUUUGCAGGCCCUCUUCGACAUCCGGCUGCCUGGCCACACACCCAGCAGGAGUAAAUGCAACCUCUUGCCACAGGAUUUUGCAGACUCUGUGUCCCAGCUGGUCACACAGAAGUUCCGUGAGCUGACAGUUGGCCUGACAUCUGUGUAUGCCCGCCACAAAACACUGGCAGGAAUCGUCAUGACAAAAGGCUUGGACACCAAACAGGCGCAGGUCAUCGUCCUGUCCUCUGGGACCAAGUGCAUCAGCGGUGAGCACAUCAGUGACCAGGGGCUCGUUGUCAACGACUGCCACGCUGAAAUUGUGGCCAGGCGGGCAUUUCUUCACUUCCUCUACACUCAGCUGGAGCUGCACUUGAGCAAGCAUCGAGAAGACUCCGAGAGAUCAAUAUUCGUUCGUUUAAAGGAAGGAGGCUACAGGCUUCGAGAAAACAUCCUCUUCCAUCUCUAUGUGAGCACGUCCCCUUGCGGAGAUGCCAGACUCAACUCUCCCUACGAAAUCACCACAGAUUUGAACAACAGCAAGCACAUCGUCAGGAAGUUCCGAGGCCACCUGCGCACCAAGAUUGAGUCUGGGGAAGGGACAGUCCCUGUCCGAGGUCCCAGUGCAGUCCAGACGUGGGAUGGCAUCCUGCUGGGAGAGCAGCUAGUCACCAUGUCCUGCACAGACAAGAUUGCCAGCUGGAACGUGCUGGGACUGCAAGGUGCUCUCCUCUGCCACUUCAUCGAGCCUGUGUACCUCCACAGCGUCAUCGUUGGAAGCCUGCACCACACAGGCCACCUUGCUCGGGUCAUGAGCCACAGGAUGGAGGGCAUCGGCCAGCUGCCUGCCUCAUACCGGCAAAACAAGCCUCUUCUUAGUGGCGUGAGUAACACCGAGGCCCGGCAGCCAGGAAAGUCUCCCCAGUUCAGUGCCAACUGGAUCGUGGGCAGUGCCGACCUGGAGAUCAUUAAUGCCACAACUGGGAAGAGGAGCUGUGGGGGCUCAUCCCGGCUCUGCAAGCACGUGUUUUCUGCUCGGUGGGCACGGCUGCAUGGUAGGCUAAGCACACGGAUCCCCGGUCAUGGAGACACACCGUCCAUGUACUGUGAGGCCAAGCUGGGGGCUCACACCUACCAGUCUGUUAAACAGCAGCUCUUCAAGGCUUUUCAGAAAGCUGGUCUUGGCACCUGGGUGAGAAAACCACCAGAGCAAGAUCAGUUUCUACUAAGUCUCUAAGUCGCUAGACUACUUUGCUGUUGGAGCAGAGCGAAACGCCUGGAGGAGACGCCGUUGUACGGUGGUGUGGUGUGUCCAUCGACUCUUGACCUUGUUCUCCUUCAGUGUUCAGGAACACACGUAUUCAUGUCUGGAUCGGAGACUAGAUUUGAGUUUUUUUCAUGCUGCUUCUCCCUGGGUUGUUAGUUCUAAGAACUCUGUCCACAUAGCUUGAGGUAGAAGCACUAUUGCAUUAGCCCCAUCCCUUCCUGGUGUCAAAAGGAAAGAAUCUCUUCAGGCAAGGGGAGCUCAGAGGCAAGAUUGGAAAGUAGUACUUACGUGCAGCCUCAUGCCCCAUCCUCCGUGCUUCCCUCCCCUUUCAUGGGCCUCUCUAGUGGUGUGAUCGAGUCUCCCCAGCACAAGUUUAUAUGACUUCCAUAUAAGCCACAGGUGAAAAGAAAAGCCAUGGGCUCUUUAACUCCAAAGAACCCAACAGGAAUGAAUGCUGAAUUGUUUUCAUUAUCCAUUCAGGCCUUUCCACCGUCUUUCAAAAGUUCUUGAGAUGGACACUGUUAACGAGCAACUAAAGUCCAUGAAAACCCUGUUUAUGACACAAAGGGAUAGUUACCUAAGACACAGAAGAGUCAUGAUCUAUGAUCUAAGAAAACUGCUUUUCAUCUGCCCAGUUGUAGAAUGUUUCAAACAAACCCAGGCCUAUUCCUUGGUCACAAAAUUUCCAUUGCUUUUCACACAAAUGACAGCCAUGGAAGUGAGAACUGCAGAAUGGUUAUAACUAUGACCCAAUAAUCUCUACAUUAGGUAAUAGUAAUAAAACCGAGUCUUAGAGAAAGUUCUGAAUUUUAAAAUGA